AUGGCGCCCAGAUACCCAAGCGUAGCCAUCAUCGGGGCUGGUCCGUCCGGCAUAUCAGCUGUGAAGGCGCUGAGUGAAGAGAAGGUGUUUGACAGGAUCCAAUUGUUCGAUAGAAGGGAGAAGAUCGGAGGGACAUGGAUCUACGACGAGAAGCCAGAGCCUUUCUCACCACACUCAAGUCAACCAAGCAGGGACCUUCCUUCAAAUUUUCCACAAUCAGUCCUGCCAGCGUCUGAAAAUGUCACUGCCAAAACGGGCAUCUACCCUUCCCUGGACAGCAACGUCGGCUCACAAGUCAUGGCUUUUACUUACAAGCCGUUUCCCUCGGUGCACUCAUCAACGUCCAUCAACCGCUUUGGAAAGGCGAAUCCGACGCAUCCUUGGGAGAAGGUCGCCGGGUACCUGGAAGAGAUUGCCGAGCCAUUCAAUCAUCUUAUCACCCUCAACACCCACGUUGAGCGAGUUGAGAAAGUCGGGAAGAAGUGGAGGUUGACGCUCAGAAAAACACAGUACUACCUUAAGGGCCAGAAGAGGGACUACUGGUGGCAGGAUGAGUUUGAUGCUGUGAUCGUAGCGACUGGGCACUAUGGUGUGCCAUAUGUGCCCAACAUUGCAGGGCUCAAAGAGACGUUUGCUGCGUUACCUGAGAGAUUUGAGCACUCGAAGGCGUACCGCUCUCCGGAAGACUACUUCGACAAGAAAGUCGUGGUUGUCGGCGGCAACGUCUCAGCCUCAGACACCGUCUCGGAAAUUCACAACAUCGUCUCAGGCCCUCUCUACGUUGCUCAGCGCGGGUACAACGAGAUUCUCAAGGACGCAUGGGAACUCCCCAACGUUGUUCUCAAACCCGAGAUCACGAAACUCUCCGUCGGCGCAGAUAACCUCGUCAAAGUCACCUUCAAAGACGGCACGGAAGUAGACGGCAUCGAAAAGGUCCACUUCGGCACGGGGUACCGCCUCUCAUACCCGUUCCUCGUCCCGGACCCCGUCACCCCCAGCGGCCGGCUGUCGGGUUUCUACCAGCACGUGUUCAACAUCGCCGACCCCUCACUUACGGUGGUCGGACAGGUCAAGGCCGCCAUCUCGUUCCGGGUGUACGAGUACCAGGCCGUCGCUGUGGCGCGGUACUUUGCCAACCGCGGUGGGGGUCUGCCGUCGCCGCGGGAGCAGGACGAGUGGGAGGUGAAACGGCUGCAAUAUAAAGGGCCUACGUCGCAGUUCCACGAGAUCAAACCUGACUUUAAGGAGUAUUUCGACUUUUUGAAGGACGUGGCUGGGCCGCCUGCGGGGGGGACAGAUGGGUAUGAGUUGCCUGCGUGGGAGGAUGAGUGGGGGCUGUUGGGAUUCGGUGUGUUGGCCUUGAAGCAGAAGUGGUGGAGGGAGUUGAAGGAGAGAGAUGAGCAGAAGAAGCAGAUUAAGGCAAAGCUCUAA
Colletotrichum siamense is the source of this 1431-nucleotide messenger RNA. It is a transcript of the gene fmo1-1, whose product is annotated as Thiol-specific monooxygenase. Bases 1 to 1431 code for a protein of 476 amino acids. The transcript has 3 exons. Gene Ontology annotation, molecular function: NADP binding; N,N-dimethylaniline monooxygenase activity; flavin adenine dinucleotide binding. The record is from RefSeq and is a predicted model, not a curated record. Lineage: Eukaryota; Fungi; Ascomycota; Sordariomycetes; Glomerellales; Glomerellaceae.